GCGAUUCGAGUGUUCCUCCUCCCCGAGAAUUUAUCAAUAACCGGGGGAGUUUCUGUGAACGGCAGUCUCGCAUUGGAACGUACGUCCUGACGUUUCUGGGGUGAAGUUUUAUUUUUCAUUAAUAAAAUAAAACAACGGAAUUUGUUCAGUCAAGGAUUAAUUACCACGGCUUUGUUUAUCUGAAAUAAUGGCCUCUGAGGGUGGUCUAGUGCCGGAUGCAGCUGCGGGUGCUGGGGGUGAUGGAAUCGUUGGUGGGCCUAGGACACCCCAGCAGAUUGCCUCCCAGAAACGAUUGCAGCAGACGCAAGCGCAAGUUGACGAAGUUGUCGACAUCAUGAAGACCAACGUCGAGAAGGUCCUAGAGCGUGAUCAGAAAUUGUCUGAACUCGACGAUCGAGCCGAUGCCCUCCAGCAAGGUGCCUCGCAGUUCGAACAGCAAGCAGGAAAAUUGAAAAGAAAGUUUUGGCUGCAGAAUUUAAAAAUGAUGAUUAUCAUGGGAGUGAUUGGUCUCAUCAUCCUGGCGAUCAUCGUCGCUAAAUUUAUGCCAGAAUCGCCUCCAGCAGCACCACAAGGUCCAAUCUAUCAGUACGGCCCACCACCAGGAGCUCCAGCUGCACCAGCUCCAGCAUCUGGUGGAGCUCCUCAAUCAGCUCCAGCUGCUCUCGUUGGCUCACUCAAUCAAGGAAUUCUCCGCAGUGUAAUGUAAAGAAAAAAUAAUAAUUAAAUAAAAAUCACCAGCCGACAGAAGGAGUCAACUCCAAGAAGAAUUCCAACGAACGAUUUCAUUUAAAUCCCAAUGGAGAAGAAUUUGUUUUAUCUUUCUUAAAAUAUCUUAUCUAUUACUGAAAAUGUAUUUAACAAUUAGUUCAUACGCUGAAGCCCUUGUCGAUGCACUCGAUUUAUUGUACGACCCCCCGAUAAAUUAUUGAAUAAUUAUAUCUAUACGAAGAGUUCCAGUGUCCGGGAAUUAUUAAAAUUAAAUUGAGACGAAAUAAAUAUAUUAAUUAAAUAGAAAAAAAAACAAUUGGUGAAAUUAAUGUUUCACGGUUAUAUAUAAUCCAAACGAGCUGAUAUAUGUUGUAUAUAAAUAAAUAUACGUCAAGUCAAUGCGAGAUUAUUGUUUCAGUAAUUGAAAUUAAUGAGGCGGUAGAAUUUUGGAAAGUUUGUGGAUUUUCGUCGGGGAGAAAUGCUUGAUAAAUUUCGUAAUUAGAUUAAUGGAGAAUAUAUUGAGAGGGACACAUUUGAUUAAUGCAUGCCACUUGGAUUUCACUUAGGAUUUUAUUGAUUUCAGUGGGCAAUAAUGUUUUCUAUUUCUUUUCCUCAUCUUUGUGUAUUUCAUGCUUUUACGGAGGACGAGCUGAGGGAACGAUUAAUGUUAUUGAUUCAGUCCUUAAUUGAUGAUAAAUAAACCCCAUUCAUGUUGUACAUGUAUUAUAAUAAAGUAGAAAUAAAUUAUGUA
Fopius arisanus is the source of this 1459-nucleotide messenger RNA. It is a transcript of the gene nSyb, whose product is annotated as neuronal Synaptobrevin. Gene Ontology annotation, cellular component: plasma membrane; SNARE complex. Lineage: Eukaryota; Metazoa; Arthropoda; Insecta; Hymenoptera; Braconidae. Gene Ontology annotation, biological process: vesicle-mediated transport; vesicle fusion. The record is from RefSeq and is a predicted model, not a curated record. Gene Ontology annotation, molecular function: syntaxin binding; SNAP receptor activity.